This is a messenger RNA of Phycomyces blakesleeanus NRRL 1555(-), 3134 nucleotides long. RefSeq lists its product as hypothetical. The transcript has a single exon. Bases 179 to 2884 code for a protein of 901 amino acids. Gene Ontology annotation, biological process: cellular response to heat. Gene Ontology annotation, cellular component: cytoplasm; cytosol. Lineage: Eukaryota; Fungi; Mucoromycota; Mucoromycetes; Mucorales; Phycomycetaceae. Gene Ontology annotation, molecular function: ATP binding; ATP hydrolysis activity. The record is from RefSeq and is a predicted model, not a curated record.
AUCAUAUUUACCAAAUACCUAUCUAUCUAUCUAUCUAUCUAUCUAUUAAUUCUUUUUUUUAAAAAACACUUCUUUCUCUUCUUUACUUUAAUACAUUCAAGCCAAACUUCACUACAUCACACUACACUACAUCACACUAUAUUAUACUACAAACCAACCUCAAUUCAUCUAAUACAGUAUGAGUGGAAUGAAUUUUACUGAAAAAGUCGAAAAGACUCUUGCAACUGCUCAAGCUCAGGCGCGCGAAUUCUCGCACACUCUCUUGCACCCUGCUCACAUCGCAUGUGCCAUGUUUGACGAUGUUGACGGACAGUCCCUGUUCAAGUCGAUUCUCGAGAAGGCUGGUGCCGAUCCCUCUCUGGUCGAGCGGGGUUACAAGAAGCAGAUGGUUCACCUUCCUGCCCAAGAUCCUCCUCCACCUGAGAUCAGCAUCAGUCCCCAGACAGCCAAACUGCUCCGUAAUGCCGAGAAACACAUGAAAGACCAAAAGGAUUCCUACAUCUCCAUCGACCACCUGAUCCUUGCCUUGGCCGACGAGACCACAACAUUCCAGCCGAUGAAGGAUGCUGGUGUGACAAAGAAGGCUCUCGAAAGCGCAGUCCAGCAGGUCCGCGGAAACAAGCGUGUGGAUAGCAAAAACGCCGAAGAGGUCUACGAGUCCCUGUCAAAGUAUGCGAUUGACCUUACCGAGAUGGCCCAGACUGGAAAACUCGAUCCUGUCAUUGGCCGUGACGAUGAGAUCCGUCGUGUAAUCCGAGUGCUCUGUCGGCGUACCAAGAACAACCCAGUCCUGAUUGGUGAGCCUGGUGUCGGUAAAACUGCGAUUGCCGAAGGUCUGGCACGUCGUAUCGUCGAACGAGAUGUUCCAGAGUCCCUGCAGUGCAAGUUGUUCUCGCUCGACAUGGGUGCCCUGAUUGCCGGUGCAAAGUACCGUGGUGAGUUCGAAGAGCGUCUCAAGGCCGUCCUCAAGGAAGUCAAGGAGUCCGAAGAAGGCAUCAUUCUCUUUAUUGACGAGAUCCACACCGUCCUGGGUGCCGGUAAAGGCGAAGGUUCAAUGGACGCUGCCAAUCUGCUCAAGCCUAUGCUGGCCCGCGGUGAACUUCGCUGCAUCGGUGCAACAACCCUGACCGAGUACAAGGUUAUCGAAAAGGAUCCAGCCUUUGAACGUCGUUUCCAAAAGGUCGAUGUCGGAGAGCCUUCUGUUGCUGCCACAAUCUCUAUCCUGCGUGGUCUCAAAGAACGCUACGAGUCCUACCAUGGUGUCAAGAUCACUGACUCUGCACUAGUCGUUGCCGCCCAGCUCUCCGACCGUUACAUCACCACCCGUUUCUUGCCCGACAAGGCCAUUGAUCUGAUUGACGAGGCUGGUGCCAACACUCGUGUCCAGCUUGACUCAAAGCCAGAGGAGAUCGAUGUUCUUGAGCGCAAGCACUUCCAGCUCGAGAUUGAGGCCAUGGCGCUCGGCAAGGAGAAGAACAACAAGGACUCGCAGGAGCGUCUCAAGGUUGUCAAGGAGGAGAUGGCCAAGAUCCAGGAGGAGUUGAAGCCCCUAAAGCUGCGGUACGACAUGGACAAGGGCCGAUUGGACGAGAUCCGAGACUUGAAGCAAAAGUUGGAUGAGCUGAAGCGCAAGGCUGUCGAGGCAAGAAACCGCUAUGAUCUAGACUCUGCAGCUGAUAUCGAGUACUAUGCCAUUCCUGAUGUCGAGCAGCGUAUCAAUGCCCUGUCUGCCGAGAAGCAACGCAAGAUGGCUGAGCAGAUGGCCAACGACACAGCCGGCCAGGCAUCGACAACCGGUCAGUUGGUGAGCGAGAUUGUCCGACCUGAGCAGAUUAUGGAAGUCAUCUCUCGCUGGACUGGUAUCCCCGUUCAGAAUCUGGCCAAGAGUGAGCGAGAGAAGCUGCUGCACAUGGAGGCCGAGAUUGGUAAAAAGGUGGUUGGUCAAAAGAGAGCAAUUGAGUCGGUGUGUGAUGCAAUCCGUCUUUCGAAAGCUGGACUGCAGAAUCCAACCAAGCCACUGGCUAGCUUUAUGUUCCUUGGUCCUACUGGUGUUGGUAAGACGCUUCUUUGCAAGACCCUGGCUGAAUUUCUGUUCAACGAUGAGCGCGCGAUGAUCCGUAUUGAUAUGAGUGAGCUUAUGGAACAGCACAGUGUUGCAAAACUUAUCGGAGCCCCUCCCGGUUAUGUCGGUCACGAAGACGGAGGUUUAUUUGAGGCAGUCCGUCGCAAGCCAUAUGCUGUUGUUCUUCUUGAUGAACUGGAGAAGGCACACAAGGAUGUUGCAAAUGUGCUUCUGCAGGUGCUUGAUGAAGGAUUUAUUCAUGAUUCCAAGGGUCGCAAGAUCGAUUUCCGCAACACGAUUAUCGUCAUGACAUCCAACCUUGGAGCUCAUCUUUUAGCCGAACAGUCUGCUGCAGGAGGCGACCCGGAUUUGAUUAUUUUGAAAGAGAGUAUUCUGCAGAUUGUCCGCCAGCACUUUAGCCCAGAGUUCACGAACCGUAUUGAUGAGAUCGUGAUCUUCAACCGCCUGACUGAGACGAACAUUACAAACAUUGUGGAUGUGCGACUUGAGGAAGUCCAAGAGCGCCUGGCCGAUCGUAAGAUUACCCUGGAUGUUUCAAAGCCUGCCAAGGAAUUACUCGGAAAGGAAGGAUAUGAGCCUGUAUUUGGUGCACGCCCGCUCAACCGUCUUAUUCAGCAAAAGGUUCUCAAUCCAUUGGCACGUCUGAUUAUCGAUGGAGGUGUACGUCCUGGCGAGGUAGCUCAUGUGGGAUUGAACGAGUCUGGCAAGCUUGAGGUUUUGCGCAAUCAUGAGAUCCAAUCUGACUACGAGGUUGAAGAACCCAUGGAAGAAAAUAAUGAUUCUGAUGAAGACAUGGACUAAAAAUUUAAGAUUUUAUUUUCUUUAGAAUUUUCUUUCUUUUCUUUGAUUUUCUUGCUUUGAUAUUUUGUUACAAAAAAAAUUAUGUAUUAUAAACAACCUUUUCUUACUCACUCACUCACACAGAUAUAUAUACUUCUUUUAUACAUAUACUUUCUUUGAUUUUUUUUUCACUGUUAUUUGUUUAUUUAUUUAUAUAGUAUAUUUUAUUAUUAAAAUAAUAAUUGAAUAAAAAAAAUUUCUUUAAAAUAAU